Paramuricea clavata is the source of this 534-nucleotide messenger RNA. NCBI's taxonomy places the organism in Eukaryota, Metazoa, Cnidaria, Anthozoa, Malacalcyonacea, Plexauridae. The record is from the annotation of a GenBank genome assembly.
AUGUCGGUUGUAAUACGGAAUGCAGAAGUCGGUAAAGAUCGAGAUGCCGUUGAUGUUGAAGCUAACUUUGAAGAACCUCAGCCCACCAGUCGGGUUUCAAAAAUACGCAACGCCUUGUUGGCAAACGUACAGUUAGUUGCGAUUGUCGUGUCAGUCAUUCUCGGUUUCCUGAUUGGAAUCCUGAUACACGACGCUGUUCAAGAAUCUACAGAUCCGUCGACCGAAAAAGUUAUUAUGUACAUCAAAUUUCCCGGCGAGCUAUUCCUUCGAAUGCUACGAAUGAUUAUCAUACCGCUUACAGUCUCUAGUAUUGUUGUGGCUCUGGGAGAAAUUGAUACGUGUUCGGCUGGGAAGUUGGGUAAGCGGACCUUCCUGUACUAUCUCAUGACCACCGUGGUUGCGACAGUUCUCGGACUUGUGCUUGUGAAAGUUAUAAAACCCGGUGAAGAUAGUAACAGCGAAACCAACGUUGAAAGCGAACCAAGUCCAAUUACAGCGUUCGAUUCAUUUCUCGACGUUUUAAGGUACUUUUAA